This is a messenger RNA of Wasmannia auropunctata (little fire ant), 1670 nucleotides long. Its product is annotated as hydroxyacid oxidase 1-like. NCBI's taxonomy places the organism in Eukaryota, Metazoa, Arthropoda, Insecta, Hymenoptera, Formicidae. The coding region runs from base 179 to 1156 and encodes 325 amino acids. Gene Ontology annotation, molecular function: oxidoreductase activity; FMN binding. The record is from RefSeq and is a predicted model, not a curated record. The transcript has 9 exons.
CAACCCGUGUUGUUUAUCUAAGAGCAGUUUUAUCUGUUGUAUGACUAAAUUCCUAACUUUCGCCGUGCUAUCGGCGAAGAUUUAUCCGAGAAUAGUCAGUCGUUUGUUAAUGAUCGAGACGAGCAGAAGUGGACAACGAGCUAUCCGAAGGUGUGAUAUUAAUUUUUGACGCAAUAGAAUGGCAGCGUACGUAUGUGUCGAGGACUACGAGAAGCAUGCUCUGGAACGUUUGCCUGCUUCCGUGAGGGAUUACUAUAAGAGUGGCGCAGGAGAAGAAUAUAGCGUUAAAUGGAAUAGGGAAGCUUUCAAGAAAAAAUUUGCUUUAAGCAAUUCUAUUGACUCUGCUCAAGCAGCGGGAACGAUCUUUAUUCUUUCGACGAUAUCCACGAGUAGUAUAGAGGAAGUGGCGGAAGCUGCGCCGAAGGGUAUAAAGUGGUUCCAGCUCUAUAUUUAUAAUGACAGAAAUGUUACCUUAAAUUUGAUAAGACGUGCCGAACGUGCUGGUUUCAAAGCGCUGGUUCUCACCAUCGACGCGCCGUUUUUUGGUGACAGACGCGCCGAUUUGAGAAAUAAAUUCUCAUUGCCUAGCCACUUGCGAUUUGCAAAUUUCCAAGGUGAUUUAUCGCAGCGAAUAAAUUCCGCAAAAACUGGCUCUGGCCUUAAUGAAUAUGUUUCUGCACUGUUCGAUGCAUCCCUCUCUUGGGAUGAUGUAAAGUGGCUUAAAAGAACUACAACGCUCCCGGUAAUUCUUAAAGGAGUACUAACGGUAGAGGAUGCACGUCUAGCUGUAGAAAAUGAGAUCGACGGUAUCAUAGUAUCAAAUCACGGUGCGCGUCAGAUAGAUAGUGUUCCAGCAACGAUUGAAGUUUUACCUGAAAUAAGUAAAGCUGUAGGAGAUAAAGUCGAAAUUUAUAUGGACGGUGGAGUGACGCAAGGUAUCGAUGUAUUCAAAGCCUUGGCGUUGGGUGCAAAAAUGGUAUUCUUUGGCAGACCGAUGUUAUGGGGCUUGGUAUAUGAUGGUGAGAAAGGUGCUAGCGAGAUUCUUGAACUCAUGAGAAAAGAAAUUGAUCUAGCAUUCGCAUUAACUGGUUGUGCAUCUGUGAAAGACGUUACACCGAACAUGGUGAUUCAUGCAUCUUACUACAGUCGUCUAUAAAAACAAAUCAAUCGUAUCAGACAUAGUCGCAGAUAUGAACAGAUGUUCAUGAAAUGUCUGAAGAGUAUCAAUAUAAAAUCUCUCGUUUUAUUUGAAGAUUUUGUGUGAACUUAAAAAUGUAUUAUAUAUCAAGUUUGUCUAUAGAAAAUCUCCUGUUUAGUCACUAAUUAAUCACGCAAAUCCCGAUUUUUUCACUGCAGCCGUUUCGGAAAAAAAGGAUAUCAAACCUUUGAUACAGUGUAGACCAUUGGGAUAUAGAUGAACGUUUAAACGGCUCCGUCAUGCUUAUAUUGUUGAUAUUAAUGACAUUUAUAUGCAUGUGAUAUUGAUAUAUUCAUGUAUUGUUUGCUCUUUCACUCGGGUUGACGGACAUGAGCCGGUGACGUGCCGAAACGUUAUCGGUCAACGUCAGAUUUUUGCGACAACAGUCGUCGACUUCGUCGGUUUUGAGAAAUCGGCCGUAGGAUCUGAUGUCUCGCGACGGACACGAAUAAAGUCAUAUUUAGCUCACGAA